Molecule: messenger RNA, 1134 nt
Organism: Babesia bigemina
Lineage: Eukaryota; Apicomplexa; Aconoidasida; Piroplasmida; Babesiidae
Exons: 1
Coding region: 1-1134 (377 amino acids)
Biological process (GO): RNA methylation
Molecular function (GO): methyltransferase activity
Source: RefSeq, a predicted model, not a curated record
AUGUAUACCUCGGCCUUCGACAGCCACUACGCCGACCUCUACGGCAAGCGCUGGGCAGCGCUGUCGCGGUGCCUUCGGCGCGCGCCGACGGCCGUUGCCGUGAUUCCGCCCUUCUUCGAGCAGAUACCCGACCAAUCGGAGCUUGAUCAGUGCAGCGCCCCGGAGGUUUCGGUGGAAGACCUGCAGGGAAGCAGCUACUACCGUAGGACCGUCCUCCCCUUCUGCUACGAACAGCGGACUUUCGACAGCAGGACGAAGUCCGACCCCAGCCCCUCGGAGUUGACUCUGUACGCCAAGAAGGCGAUCUUCAACGCAAAUAACUUCGUAGUCAAGGCGGAAGACUGUGUUUAUUACAUGGACGUCGGGCUCUGCUUCGCGUGCCACUGCCUCGGAGUGGCGCCUGGCGACAGGGUGUUUGACAUGUUCGCACACGGCGGAGGCCACAGCCUCAUCUUUGCGUCCCUUAUGUUCAGCCAGGGCGAAUCGCACACGGGUAUCUCUGGAGAAGGACGCAGCACGCUCGAGAUGGUGGAGCUCAUUAACCAGGCGAGGGAGGCCAAGCAGCGCUAUGCCGAGACAUCGCUGCUGGUGUGCGGGGAGACCCGGCGAAGCGUUCACCAGACAACGGAGGACAUUUUGAAAAAGUAUUUGCCGAAGCGGCUGUUGGACGCGGCGAGCGUCCAGACAGUACACCACCACGCCGAUCACCAGAAAAUAAGGCGGUACGGGUUGUUCGAUCGCAUCUUCGUGCGAGUGCCGCAGUCGGCGGACACCGCCGACCCCAACACCUGGAGCAAGCGAGGCCUUAAGGCCAGCUCGGCGAGGGCGCUCGGCGCCUUGAACUGCGCUGCCAAGCUACUGAAGCCCGGGGGCACCAUUGUCUACUGCAGCCAUUCGCUGGAUCCCAUGGAGAACGAACUGAUCGUACACACCGUGCUGGCUUCCAUACCGGAACUGCGUAGCGAGCCUAUAGACGCGCAGUCGUUGACGGAUCAGCUUCGCACGUCGCUCGCCUGGGAGACGGAGCUGCCGAGCGCCCUGCCGACAAGUGAAACGCGCAAGUAUGGAUGCGCCUUCAUGCCUGACACAUCACCCUGCGGGCCACUAUACAUUUGUAAACUGGUGUUUAAUUAG